CUCUGGGUAAGUACGCCACCCUGUCGCCUCAUGGGAAUUUCUCUCGCCUUGUAACUUUUUUCUUUCUCGCUUUCAGUUUCUUCUUUUGUUUCCAGUUUUACCUCAUUGUUUUAACGAAGCCCAAGCACUACUCCGCCGGGCGAGUGUCCAGACAGAGGUGAAGCCGGGAAUCAGCUAUUAACCCGGAAGGAGUGACCCAGGAAGUGAAAGUGAUUCCGUGCUUUUCCGGCUGAAAUGUACGGGGUUGGAGAAGGUUCCGACCUCAGCGAGGAAAGCUGACGUCCUCUCUUUUUUAUUUUAGGAUUUCGGCUGAAAGGGAAGCAUCUUUGAAGGGUGAUUGUAGAACUGAGAAUGAAAAGCACAGAGCUCUGAAUAGGGAACCUGCAUUCUAAAAUCAGCUCCAUCUGCCUGGCUGAAUGCUGAGAUGAAUCGUCACCUCUGUGUUUGGCUCUUUAGACAUCCAUCUCUUCAUGGUCACCACCAGUGCUACAUCCACCCCUUUUUUCAUCAAUUUACACAGAUACAUCUUGAUACAAGGCUGUGGGUUUUUAGCCAAAACAGGGAUCACAUUUUCCGUCGUCUGUUAAAUAAGAAUUGGUCCAAGAGAUAUUGUCAUCAAAACACUAAGAUGCUCUGGAAGCAAAAAGCGCUACAGAAAUAUAUGGAGGACCUAAAUAAGGAGUAUCAAACACUUGAUCAGUGUUUGCAGCAUAUCUCUGUAAAUCAAGGGGACCAAAGGUCGUUGAAUCGAAGACAUGCUGAGUUGGCACCACUUGCAGCCAUUUACCAAGAAAUUCAGGAGGCCGAACAAGCAAUUGAAGAAUUAGAGUCAAUGUGUAAAAGUCUAAAUAAUCAAGAUGAAAAGCAGUUACAAGAACUUGUGAUGGAAGAGAGGCAAACCAUUGCUCAAAAAGUCAACAUGUUAUACAGUGAGCUUUUCCAGAGUUUAGUGCCAAAGGAGAAAUAUGACAAAAAUGAUGUUAUUUUAGAGGUGACAUCUGGAAGAACCACUGGAGGUGAUAUCUGCCAACAAUUUACCCGGGAAAUAUUUGACAUGUACCAGAGUUAUUCAGGCUAUAAACACUGGAAAUUUGAACUUCUGAAUUACACACCUGCUGAUUAUGGUGGGCUACAUCAUGCAGCUGCCCGAAUUUCUGGUGAGAGUGUCUAUAAGCAUUUGAAGUAUGAAGGUGGGAUUCACCGAGUCCAGCGAAUCCCUGAGGUGGGCCUGUCAUCAAGGAUGCAGCGUAUUCAUACAGGAACAAUGUCAGUUAUUGUCCUCCCUCAACCAGAUGAGGUAGAUGUGAAAGUGGACUCCAAGGAUUUGCGAAUAGAUACAUUUCGAGCCAAAGGAGCAGGAGGCCAGCACGUUAAUACAACUGAUAGUGCUGUCAGACUUGUCCAUGUCCCCACAGGGCUUGUAGUAGAAUGCCAACAAGAACGAUCACAGAUAAAAAAUAAAGAAAUAGCUUUGCGUGUGUUGAGAGCUAAACUCUACCAGCAGAUUAUUGAGAAAGACAAGUGUCAACAACAAAGUGCUAGAAAACUGCAGGUGGGAACAAGAGCCCAGUCAGAGAGAAUUCGGACAUAUAAUUUCACCCAGGACAGAGUCACUGACCACAGGAUAGCAUAUGAAGUUCGUGAUAUUAAGAAAUUUUUAUGUGGGGAGAAGUGCCUGGAUCAGCUAAUUCAGCGACUGCUUCAAUCAGCAGAGGAAGAAGCCAUUAUUGAAUUUUUGGAUGAAAACCUUAAAUCAACAAAAUGCUGAUUUAUUAUUUAUUAUUACAUAAAUGAAAUGGACCUAUGCCAGGAAGCUGACUGAGGCAUGGGAAUCUUUGAGAAUGUUCAUAAAGUACAGCUAAAAAUACACAAUACUUACAGAUAGGUUUUUGGGUUUUUUUAAUUCUUACCCAAGGAUAUGUUUAUUGAUUUGAGAGCGAGAGAGAGAGAAACAUUGAUGUGAGAGAGAAACAUUGAUCGGUCACCUCCCACACGCGCCCUGCCUGGGGAUCCAAACGGCACCCUAGGUAUGUGCCCUGACUGGGAAUUGAACCCAUGACCUUUUGGUGUACAGGACGAUGUUCUAACCAACUGAGCCACCCAGCCAGGGCCAUACAAAUGUAUUUUUUAAUGAAUCAAGUCACAUUUCUUGACCUAAAAGUUUAUUUAGGUUUUCUGUAAAGUACACACUGUAGAAAACAAGCAUACAUCAUUGAAAAGAAAGUCGAGAAUUAUGUGAUUUCGGAAAGAUCAGUUGUUCUUUUUAUAUGCCUUUGUUUUAACCAUCUAUAAAUUAAUUUAAACACAUUUUUCUCUAUUCAGGACUUUAUAACAUGGUAGGAUUUAGUGAUAUAAAAUUUGUAACUUUGUAAACCCCUACUUAAAGACAAAGUAUUGUUAAUCAUGUUACAGGUAGGGAUUAAACUGCUACUUUUCAAUAAAAAAUAAAUAAAAGUUGUAAAGAA
Molecule: messenger RNA, 2465 nt
Organism: Miniopterus natalensis
Lineage: Eukaryota; Metazoa; Chordata; Mammalia; Chiroptera; Miniopteridae
Gene: MTRF1
Product: mitochondrial translation release factor 1
Biological process (GO): mitochondrial translational termination
Cellular component (GO): mitochondrion
Molecular function (GO): translation release factor activity
Source: RefSeq, a predicted model, not a curated record